CAAGUCAAUCAUAUUAUCCGUCUAAAAUAUCCAAUUCGUAAUUUUAUCUCGCCAUUGCCCGCUCCCAAGACUAUCCGUGCCGUGCGAAAGCUGCACCUCCUUCGAGCCAAUCCUUCGCAAAUUCGUGAUUUGAACGCCUAUGGAGUGAGGCCGUCGUUGCCAUAUCGAAGCUUUGGGAGGAGCAAUUGCGCGAGGAAAAUGCCCACCACUGCAGAGAAUUGGAUAGGACGAGGCAUGGGCUCGAAGAACUCGGUGUCCGUGUUGCUGUUGUAGUUGCAGGCUGGAUUGAUUCAGAAAUCAUUUCAGCCCCAUAGCUGGGCUGAAGUUUAUAAUGACUACCUCCUCGAGUUUGGGCCUAAGAAGCCUUUCCCCAAUUAGCUUCCUGUCCCAUGGGAAUUCCAGAGCGAUCUCUCGUCCUGCUUCUUGGGCUCCGGGAAUGGGGUUUCUCAAGUUGGGCCUCUCUGCCAGUUGUUCACGGAUCAAACACACGAACUCGUUACGGUCCCGUUUUGCGGUGAGUGUUGUAAGUCCAGUUGCUGCGGCCGUCUCUGCCGAUGGCAACGAUGAUGGAGAAGACGAUGAAGAUGAGUUUUCGGAGGAGGUUCUGGAGAAGGAAGCGGCGAAGGUAGCGAAGGCCUACUCGCGGUCUCUCCUCGAACAAAUUCGCGAGGAGGACGAAGCGGAAGCUAGCGGAGGGAGAAAGCGGAGGAAGCCAAAAGUUGAAGUUGAAGAAAUUGAAGAGUCUCGCAUCCCUGACAAUCUUCUUCCCAAAGUGGCCAUUGUUGGGAGACCAAAUGUGGGAAAGUCGGCUCUAUUUAAUCGCCUUGCUGGGGGUGAUGUGGCCAUUGUACAUGAUGAACCAGGCGUCACUCGAGAUCGUCUAUACACGAGGGCUUUUUGGGGCGAACAAGAAUACAUGCUGGUGGAUACAGGUGGUGUUUUGACAGUUCCUUCUUCUGGGGUUACGACAACGGACGGUAUUGCAAUCACCACAGGCGGAGGUUCUGAUGCUGUAGUUCAGGCUCUGAAAGAAGCUGCGGCUGCUGGUCUUCCGGCUUUGAUUGAAAAGCAGGCAGCAGCUGCUGUGGAGGAUGCCGAUUCUAUCAUAUUUGUAGUAGAUGGGCAGACUGGUCCCACGUCAGCCGAUAUCGAUAUUGCUCAAUGGUUGAGGAAGAAACAUUCAGACAAGAGGGUGACCCUUGCAGUUAACAAGUGUGAAUCGCCGACGAAAGGACUACUGCAAGCCGCAGAAUUUUGGUCCCUUGGAUUUACCCCUAUAGCAGUCUCUGCAAUCUCCGGGACCGGAACAGGAGAUUUAUUAGAUAGUGUUUGUCUCGAACUGACGAACCCUGAGGUACCAGACGACAUCCCUGAAGAGGAGAGACCGUUGGCCAUAUCUAUCAUCGGUAGACCAAACGUGGGGAAAAGCAGCAUCUUGAAUGCUCUGGUUGGUGAAGAGCGAACGAUAGUCAGUCCAGUCAGUGGUACUACUCGAGAUGCUAUUGACAUGGAGUUCACCGGUCCUGAUGGGCAGUUAUUUCAACUUAUAGACACCGCUGGAAUCCGAAGAAGGACUGCAGUUGCUUCAGCUGCAAGCAGAUCUGAGUAUUUAUCAAUAAAUCGAGCUUUCAGGGCCAUUCGGCGAUCAGACGUUGUAGCCCUUGUCAUUGAUGCAAUGACUUGCGUCACGGAGCAGGACUUCAGAUUAGGAGAGAGAAUUGAGAAGGAGGGAAAAGCAUGCGUUAUUGUUGUAAACAAGUGGGACACGGUUCCCGACAAAGACUCCCAGAGUACGUACUGGUACGACAUCGAUGUUCGAGAGCGUUUGCGCGGGCUUGACUGGGCUCCAAUCGUGUACACAUCUGCCACAAGCGGACAGAGAAUUCAGAGAAUACUGGAUGCUGCCAGUGAUGCCGGGAAGGAAAGGUGUCGAAGGUUGAGCACGGCAGUUCUUAAUCAAGUGAUUCAGGAAGCACUAACUCUGAAGCAGCCUCCCACGAGCCAUGGGGGCAAGAAAGGUCGUGUCUACUUCUGCACUCAGGCUGCAAUUCGACCACCAACUUUUGUGUUCUUUGUGAAUGAUGCCAAACUGUUCCCUGAGCUUUAUCGGCGCUACAUGGAGAAGCAACUGCGAGCGAAUGUUGGUUAUCCAGGGACUCCGAUCCGUUUGUUGUGGCGGAGCAAGAAGAAAACUGAGCGACCUAAACCAGCGAAUGCUGCUACGAGAUCCAAACCUGCAUAUUCUUCACGAAGAUAUAAUUGAGCGUACCCAAAAGAACUUGUGUAGGACGUGAGCACAGCCAUCUUAAAACUUGUCACAGCAAUUUCACCACCAACAGGUCCGGGCAGCAUGUUUCUGGAGAUUGGGGUGUCUGAUAAGAAGCGCCUAUAAAUACUCGUGAUGAAAACAAGCAACGAGAAAAAUCGCAACGGAAAUUUACUAGUGAUGUAGAGAGAUGUUCACAAGGCGCGAGACCCGGACUGCAAAUUUUGUGCCCAUAUUUACAACUCUUAAUAAAGUC
This is a messenger RNA of Marchantia polymorpha subsp. ruderalis, 2522 nucleotides long. The record is from the annotation of a GenBank genome assembly. Lineage: Eukaryota; Viridiplantae; Streptophyta; Marchantiopsida; Marchantiales; Marchantiaceae.